Messenger RNA from Aspergillus bombycis, 1062 nucleotides. RefSeq lists its product as uncharacterized. The transcript has a single exon. The coding region runs from base 1 to 1062 and encodes 353 amino acids. NCBI's taxonomy places the organism in Eukaryota, Fungi, Ascomycota, Eurotiomycetes, Eurotiales, Aspergillaceae. The record is from RefSeq and is a predicted model, not a curated record.
AUGCCCCGAUGGGGAAGACCACCAGGGGCACAACGAGGGAGACAAACCGGGAGAUGGGUGGAUCCGUGGGUGGAUGGUGACGCACGGAUCGAGGAGAUUAACAGUGAGGACGAGUACAUUUUUCGGGAUAACCGGGGUUUGUACGCGAAACAAUUAUCUGGUAUGGACAUGGAUGAAAUUUUACGAUGGCGGAAACGGAUGCUGGAAUAUGAUGAGUUUUCUGACGAGACCGGGUUUGUCGAUGGUAUGGAUUAUAGCUUGCAUGAAGACGGGGAUAGUACGGUCGCUUAUGCGGUUCAGCUAGCUUUGAAAGAUAAAGAAGAAUGGCAUGUGGAACAUGCCCUGGAACGGAUCCGACGCGCGCAGAUGCUGGGACAGAAAAAUGUACGAUUGUCGAAACGAGAACUCGAGGCACUGGAACGCAAGCGAAUGCAGACCGGUGGCAAGAGAGAUCAUGAACGCAGGAAACCCACCACUAAGGGUUCUAGGUCGAGGGAUAGCUCCACGUCAGGUGUACAGCGACGCGGAUCCAGUAUAUCCCAGGACGGACAGACCGCACCAUAUCGACUCGCCGGCAGCAGUUGGGCCCGCAGCUCCGGCGCUCCGUCUCGACAAUCUCAACCGCCUACUCCAUCUCCUAAGUCCUCACUGCGAUAUUCUGAGCGGUAUUCCACUACGUUCCCGCAAGCGUCCUCAAGAGGUACAGCCUCCGCAUAUCCUCUCCCGGAUGACCCCAACUGGGUGCCUCCGUAUCAGCUCCCUUCUAGAGAUCAACAUUCGCACUCAAUGCGUAGUUCAGUGGGCCCUCUGCAGGGAGCCUCACGGCGAUCAUCGUCCUACAUGUCAGCAUACCAAACCGUCGCUAGCCCCAGCAGUGUACGGGGCUUAUUCACUCCUCGGAAGACUCCAUUGCGAUCUACGGUGGAGAGGACACACAACGACGAUGAGGAAAGCAAUUCAAAUGAUGGCCGAGCGCACAUCGUGGAUGUAGUUGAGCGCAAAGUGUCGACGGGUCGUCCAGCAACCAGCAAGGGCAGCCGUCAACGCCGCCACCGUUCUUAG